Messenger RNA from Pseudoliparis swirei, 2375 nucleotides. It is a transcript of the gene glb1l, whose product is annotated as galactosidase, beta 1-like. Lineage: Eukaryota; Metazoa; Chordata; Actinopteri; Perciformes; Liparidae. The transcript is spliced from 16 exons. Gene Ontology annotation, cellular component: vacuole. The record is from RefSeq and is a predicted model, not a curated record. Gene Ontology annotation, biological process: carbohydrate metabolic process. The coding region runs from base 121 to 2040 and encodes 639 amino acids. Gene Ontology annotation, molecular function: beta-galactosidase activity.
CCGCACUUAAGUGAAUACUGGAUGCAGCGUAACUUCACUAACAAACAUGAAACUGGACUAGCGUGAUGCUAAUUAGUGAUGUACUAGUUUAGGUGAGGUCCUCUCGGGAAGGCAGCGGACAUGGCUGCUGGCGUCUUACUCUUCGUUGCAGUGAAUUUCGCUUGUUUAUCUGUCAGUGGAAACUUGGUCUCUGGAGAAAGGUCAUUCUCUAUAGACUACAAAAACGACUGUUUCCUCAAAGAUGGGAAGCCUUUUCAGUACAUCUCAGGAAGUAUUCACUACGCCAGAAUCCCACGGUACUACUGGAAGGACCGCCUCGUAAAGAUGUACAUGACUGGACUCAAUGCUAUCCAAGUAUAUGUGCCCUGGAACUUCCAUGAAGCGGUACAAGGGGUCCACGACUUUACAGGGGACCGAGACUUGGGGCACUUUUUAGAUCUGGCCAAUCAGACAGGUCUUCUGGUCAUUCUGCGACCAGGACCGUACAUCUGUGCAGAGUGGGAAAUGGGUGGAUUGCCAGCGUGGCUACUUCAGAAACCAAACAUCAUACUUCGCUCAGCUGACGCAGAUUAUAUCCAAGCAGUCAGCAACUGGCUCGCUGUUCUUCUUUCCAAAAUUAAGCCUUGGCUGUAUAUCAAUGGGGGCAACAUCAUCACCGUCCAGGUAGAGCAUGACGUGGAGAAUGAAUAUGGAAGUUACUUUGCUUGUGACUACAACUACAUGCGUCACCUGCGGACUGUGUUCCGCCUCUUUCUGGGGGAAGACACUGUCUUGUUCACCACUGAUGGAAACACAGACAAGGAAAUGAUGUGCGGGACUCUGCAGGGAUUAUAUGCCACAGUGGACUUUGGCACAGACACCAACAUAACUCAAGCCUUCAGCCGGCAAAGACGGUUUGAACCUCGGGGGCCCCUGGUGAACUCUGAGUUCUACACCGGCUGGUUGGACCACUGGAGAGAUCCGCAUGCUGUGGUUGAUGCUCAGAAGGUCAGCAGAGUGCUAGAAGAAAUGCUAAUCAUGGGGGCCAACGUCAACAUGUACAUGUUUGAAGGAGGCACUAACUUUGGCUACUGGAAUGGUGCCGAUCGUGACACACGCUUCCGCUCAGUGGUGACGAGUUAUGAUUACGACGCCCCGCUGUCUGAGGCAGGAGACCCCACGGAGAAGCUGUUGGCCAUCAGAGAUGUCAUUAAGCAGUUUAGGGCUAUUCCCUCUGGCCCCAUGCCACCAGCAACUCCCAAGUUUGCCUAUGGCUUUGUGACCCUGAAAAAGGUUGACGACAUCAACGGUUUGUUGAACACGCUCUCGCCCCUCGGGCCGGUGAAAUCCCAGUACCCUCUGACGUUUGAAGAGAUGAAACAGUACUAUGGAUACAUGCUUUACCGGACCGCGUUGCCCCGGGACCUCCCGGAGCCUACGCCACUCAUCUCUCCACUGAAUGGGGUUCAUGACCGUGCAUAUGUGUCCGUCAAUGGGCUUUUCCAGGGUCUGUUGGAGAGAGACACUGUGCUGGUGAUGAACGUAACUGGACAGCAGGGGGACACUGUGGACAUCCUCGUUGAGAACAUGGGCAGGGUGAACUUUGGCAGCAAGAUCAACGACUACAAGGGCCUCUUGAGCAACUUGAUCCUGGGUAAAGAUGUACUGUCUGACUGGACGAUCUACCCUUUGGACAUUGAUGGCGCCAUCGCUGGAGGAUGGCCUCAUUCAGACAGUCUGAAGUCCUUCCCCGUCCCUCAGAAAGACCCAUCAGUUGGACCAGUCUUGUACAUGGGGACCUUAAAGCCCAACGGCCUGGCCUGGGACACCUUCCUCAAGCUCCAUGAAUGGACAAAGGGUCAGAUUUGGAUUAAUGGUAUGAAUCUGGGACGAUACUGGCCAGCAAGGGGCCCUCAACAGACUCUUUAUAUCCCUGGACCCCUGCUCAGCACAACCCUACCCAACAACAUCACCGUGCUCGAGCUGGAGAGGGCCCCAGCACACCUCCGGGUUCUUUUCAUGGACCGGCCUCAGCUCAAUGUCGUGGCUGAAAAGUCUUAAUGUAGCUCAGAAUUUUGGAGCACAACAUUUCCCCAACAUUCAGCUGAAAUAAUGUCCCAGGCCAAUAUCUGAGUAGAACAAGUUUGACUGAAGCCAAGUAGAAGCAGUCCUCUGAAAAAUUCACCCGACAUGAGAAGAUAUUCUUAUCAUAGCAAUCCAAUGUCAAUGGCUUUAAAAAAGCAGCCAAUUUGUUAAAUUGAUUAAAAGAUGUUUUUGUCUUCUAAAGGUUUAACACACCUGUGGCUUAAAUAACAACACAAUAUUAGUAGAUAUUUUUUUAUUGCUCAUACCAUUUCCAUUGUUGCAGAUACUGUGAAUAAAUACAUUUAAUAUGG